AUGGAACCCCCGAGCACUUCUGCAACGGAGAACACACCCCUUCUUGGACCUAAGUCUCCUCUACCUUCAACGCCCACAGAAGAUGACGACAUUGACAAUGGUAGCGACCGCUUAACACCACCUGACGGCCCCUCUGCAGCACGACUCCUUCUUGUGCUGUCUGGUGUGUACGUGAGUGCCUUUCUUGUGGCUCUCGACUCGACUCUCGUUGCCACACUCGCAUCCCCUAUCUCCACUAGUUUCUCCUCGCUCUCGUUAUUAUCAUGGCUGGCAUCCGCCUUCUUUGUUGCCAAUGCAGCGUCGCAACCCCUCGCUGGUCGCCUAACGGAGAUUUACGGCCGACGGGCGGGCAUGAUCUUUGCCAAUGUCGUCUUUGGAAUCGGAAACCUCAUGUGUGCUAUGGCGAAGAGUGAAAAUACUAUGAUCGCAGGCAGAGUGGUUGCGGGUCUAGGCGGAGGAGUUAUUGGCCCAACUGCUGUCUUCAUCAUGAGUGACCUUAUCCCUCUGAGAAGGCGAAGCAUGUGGCAAGGAACAGCGAACAUAUGCUUCGGGAUUGGGAGCAGUAUCGGAGGGCCUCUUGGAGGUUGGAUUGACGAUCAAUUUGGCUGGAGAGCGGCAUUCUUGAUACAAACGCCACUGACGCUUCUGGCAAUCGUGUUAUCAUUGCUAUUUAUCAAAGUUCCAGAAAGCUCGGGACUUGCAAAGUGGAAGAGGAUUGAUUUCACUGGUGCAUUCCUCCUUGUCGCGACACUGGUUGCUUUUCUCCUUGCACUUACAACCGGCGAUUGGACCUCACCUCUUGUCCUCACUGCGCUCCCAGUAUCUGUCGUCCUCGGACUAGCGUUUAUCUAUUUUGAACGCUUUCAUGCUGAGCCCAUCAUCCCUGUCACUCUCUUGCUCAACCGCACGAUACUUGCCGCAUGUCUCACAAACUGGUUUGCUACUAUGGCACGCUUUGGAGUCAUUUUCUACUUGCCUCUCUACUUCCUCGUACAGGGACAUUCUGUAACAGCGACUGGGCUAUGUCUGGUACCCGAGAGUGUCGCAAUUGGAAUCACGGGUUUUGCUGUUGGACUGAUCAUACGCCUAACUGGACGUUACUAUCUCCUCAACGCGGCUGUUUCCAGUGUUUUCCUGCUCAGCUUAGCCAUCACGGCGACUUUGUCUGCAUCCACGACAUCUUGGCUACCUUUCAUAUCUAUGUUCCUGCUCGGUGUAGGAUAUGUUGGACAGCUCACUACAACGCUGUUGGCCGCUCUUGCAGCUAUCGACCAUCACCAUCAUGCUGUGAUCACAAGCGCAAGCUAUGCAUUUCGCAGUACGGGGAGCACAAUCGGUAUCGCCGUUGCCAAUACUGUGCUGCAAACUAGAUUGAAUGACGAGUUAAAUAGAAGGCUUGGUGGGAGGGAAGGUGCGGAAGAGGUAAUUCGCAGGGUUCAAAGUAGUAUUGACGCAAUCAAGGACCUCCCUGAAGAAUGGAGGAUUGAGGUUGUCGCAGCUUAUAUGGCAAGUUUGCAGGUAGUGUUUGUUGUUCUUCUCGGCUUGGGGGUUCUCGCUACCAUUUGUAGUUUGCUCGUUAAAGAGCAUAAGUUGUAUAAGACAAUGGAUAGAACAGACGAAGAUGAGGAUCAGAGUAUCAGUCAUUCAAUAAUUAUAAAAUAG
Molecule: messenger RNA, 1662 nt
Organism: Mollisia scopiformis
Lineage: Eukaryota; Fungi; Ascomycota; Leotiomycetes; Helotiales; Mollisiaceae
Product: putative MFS multidrug transporter
Exons: 2
Coding region: 1-1662 (553 amino acids)
Biological process (GO): transmembrane transport; basic amino acid transport
Cellular component (GO): fungal-type vacuole membrane
Molecular function (GO): basic amino acid transmembrane transporter activity
Source: RefSeq, a predicted model, not a curated record